Messenger RNA from Nycticebus coucang (slow loris), 467 nucleotides. RefSeq names its product chromosome 10 C19orf33 homolog (gene C10H19orf33). Lineage: Eukaryota; Metazoa; Chordata; Mammalia; Primates; Lorisidae. The coding region runs from base 103 to 426 and encodes 107 amino acids. The transcript is spliced from 4 exons. The record is from RefSeq and is a predicted model, not a curated record. Gene Ontology annotation, cellular component: nucleus.
GGUCUGGUGGGGCAGCUUAGCAUUCCUUGGGCGGGCAGGUCCCGCUGCUCCUCCCCUGCCCUCCAGGCAUUGCCCAGGUCCUCUUGGUUGUCCAGAGACACCAUGGAGUUCGACCUGACAGCAGCCCUGGAAUCCACUUCCAAGAAGCCUGGUGGGGCCAACCAGGAGGGAAACCUCAAGCACAGUCCCCCCAAAGUUCAGGGCCACUCAGGGGCAGCUCAGAAUCCAAAGGUGGGCCAUAACAGCUCCUCAGAUUCCAGCAGCAGCUCCAGUGACUCCGAUUCGGACUCCCAGAGGAAGCCCCAUGUGGCAGGCUCCAAGCCACAUGAAAGCACCCCGGGCAAGGUCAAGAAGCCCAAGGUGAAGAAGAAGAAGGAAGAGAAGGGCAAGAAGGAGGAGAAGGGCAAGAUAAAGGCUCCCCAUUGAGAGGCCUGAGUUGGGCGCAUUAAACCUUGCUCUACGCCUAA